Caenorhabditis elegans is the source of this 720-nucleotide messenger RNA. The record is from the annotation of a RefSeq genome assembly. NCBI's taxonomy places the organism in Eukaryota, Metazoa, Nematoda, Chromadorea, Rhabditida, Rhabditidae.
AAUUUUUUAUUCUUAUUCUUAAAUUACUCCUAUGUCUUGGCAUGUGCAAUUCUCCUUAUCAUGGCUCAAGUCUAUCACUGUCUAACAUUUCUCCUCGCUGCUAAGACAUUUCUGCAGUUUUAUUUCCCCACAAAGUUUUCCUUUUCGCAGAGUUACAUUUACAAGCAUCUAUUUUACAUUUACCUGGUGUUCACCUUAAAAGAGUUGGCAUUUCUAAUUCUAUACUCACUGUAUGAGAUAAACGACUUUGUCACAAAAAUGAAUCCUUACAUUUUAUUUACAUAUGCGGUAUGUCUGUUCCACCGUUUCUUCAAUAUACUUUUGUCAAACCUUUCAUUACUUUUCUAUAUUCCUAUAAUAUGCAGUUUACAACGAGCGGAACAACAGGGAUAUGCACAAAAAUUAAUUUCUAAUCAAAUUUACCUUUUAUUCUUUAUCUGCCAAGCAGCCUCUAAUAAAUGCCGAAUAACUUUGCCGCUUUUUUUAUGUUUUGUAUUCAGUGAUACAAUGGAAACUCGAAAAAUAAUGAUGAUUCUUUCAUAUACUGACUUUAUAACCACCCCUGUAGUCAUUCAAAUAUCAUAUCUUGGAUGCAAUUGGCAAGAAGUGAAAUUGUUCUUUUCUACGUUUAAUUUAAAGAAAUUUGUGAAAGUUAUUCUCGAGAAAACGGAUAAUUCUGUGCACCCACACAUGAUACCGAUGAUUAAUACGAUCUCAUAA